UUUUAGUGGAUGGUUAAAGGCAUCGCCUUUACAGCCUUCCUGAGACCUAGAAGUACUGUCUCCCUGGGUUUAGAAAUGCCUUAGCAUUUCUGGGUCAGUAGUAUUGACAGUACCUCUUGAGUACGUUGUUACGGCGCUGAGAGUUGUGAGUUCGUGCCCAUGCCGGGUGGAAUUUCCACUCUGUCACAAUUGCACAAAAGUAAAUGAGUCUACAAGGAGGGACAGGCCUGUUCUUUAAAUGGUAUAAACCUGAACUUCCAAAGACCUUGCUAUUCAUAAUUAUCCUCCAUUUCAACGUUAAUCUCGAAGCGAGGAAGGAUCACAACUUUGGACAACUUCCCUAAGGUCAUUUUAUCCUAUCAGAGAAAUAAUGAAGGUGUUCCAGGAGAGAAAGGAUGGGACAGUGAACUUUUACCAUGGAUGGGACCAAUACAGGAGUGGGUUUGGGCAGUCAUCUGGAGAGUACUGGUUAGGCCUAGAAAACACCCAUCUCCUCACUCAGAGGAAGAAGUAUGAGUUGAAGGUGGAUCCGGAGGACUUUGAAGGGGCUAAAGCCCACGUGCAGUACUCCUCCUUCUCUGUCCACUCUGAGCAUGAAGGAUACAAGCUGCAUUUAAGUGGCUUCAAAGAUGGAGCCUAAAGAACAUUUACAUUUCUCCUCCUUUCCCGUGAAACAACAGUAUUACAAAUCUGAAAGGACUACUUGGUCGAUACAGUCUGAAGAAAGUUAUACUGUAAAUGGAAAUGUGGAACAAUCCCUUGCAUUUCAGGAAAAUCUAUGGGAUGAACACAAUGGGCAGAAGUUCUCCAUCUUCGACAAAGACCAGGGCACUCACGCUUCAAACGGUGCUAAAUCACAUCUAGGAGGAUGGUGAUAUGGAGAAUGCCACAGUGUCAAUCCCAACGGGGUAUAUCUGUGGGGCGACUCAAUCUAUGGUAUUGGUAUCAACUGGAUGUAUUGGAAAGGUUAUAAAUACUCUUUAAACGCCAUUGAAAUUAAGAUAAGGCCUGUGGUAUAAGUUCAGAACCUCUCACACUUUGCAUUCAAAUAUUACCUUUCAAGUUAUGAAAAUAUUUGGAAAGCCACUGAAGUUUAAACAUUUUAAAGCUAAUAAAUUGAAGGGAAAAAAGCUUUGUCUCGUUUUAUUGAAGUGUUGCCAGUCUUACCGUAAACCUUCAUUACACUGUUAAAAUACAGUAGUAACACACUAAUAUCCUCUAAAAGCUGGAGGAACAGUUGCAGGAGUCCCGAUUGGUCUGAGACACACUGAGCCCUUAGUUCGUACGGCUAGGUUACCGGGUUUGAUUAGAGGCCCACAAACAUCAGUCCUUAACUUGUCUCAUCUCAGUCUCAUCUUUGUUGAGCACAGUCAUUGAUAGUUUAAGAAGUGGUUAUGAAUGUUCAUAAGGAAGGUUUCUGGUCUGAGGCGUGGGUCUUUUACUAAGGAUUUAUCAGGAAGGUCUCAACAGUACUCUUUUGUUGUGUCUAUACACAAACACUCUCUUCUCUGUAUAUAUCAAUGAUGUUGCUCUUGCGGCUGGUGAUUCUCUGAUCCACCUCUACGCA
This is a messenger RNA of Oncorhynchus mykiss (rainbow trout), 1567 nucleotides long. Its product is annotated as microfibril-associated glycoprotein 4-like. Lineage: Eukaryota; Metazoa; Chordata; Actinopteri; Salmoniformes; Salmonidae. The record is from RefSeq and is a predicted model, not a curated record. Gene Ontology annotation, biological process: elastic fiber assembly.